This is a messenger RNA of Guillardia theta CCMP2712, 580 nucleotides long. RefSeq lists its product as hypothetical. The record is from RefSeq and is a predicted model, not a curated record. The transcript has a single exon. NCBI's taxonomy places the organism in Eukaryota, Cryptophyceae, Pyrenomonadales, Geminigeraceae. The coding region runs from base 1 to 474 and encodes 157 amino acids.
AUGUAUCUAGAAUAUUCUGGAAGUAAAGUAACAGGGUCGCUGGUCACGAUGGGACGUUCAAGGAGACUGGCCAGCGUGACGACCAACACGCACGCGAUGUCGGAGGCGAUGAACAAUGCGACACAGUCGCCAAGACAUGCCGACGCCAUGAAAAAUGCGGACGAUCAGUACUUGUCGAAGACAAUGAGAGAGUACAAGAACAUCCACGUGCUUGCUGAGCAUGCGCUCAUGGGGGUUCAAAAGAUCGACCUUCAGAUCCCUUUGCUUUACACUGAAGAAGAGACUGAGAAUCUCAGAGGGCUCCACGAGACUCUCAGGAAGUGCAAGUCAGAGGACAGCAUCUGCUCUAUGAAGCCGAAGCCGAAAUGGGAGGAUACGGUCAAUCCUGUCCUGCUUAUGCUGCUUUUUGUCAACAUCUUAAUGUUCUCAGUGAUGCUUUUGAUGGCCCUUUUGCCCCGCCAGCACAGCGUGUAAUUCUAGACCUGCAAUCAUGCGAAUGACCAACUCUCUGAUCCCGCCUGAUCUUUCUACCUUUCUUUACUCGUUUGUAGACUAGUAAUUUAAUGAAAUCUUGCAAAAC